Molecule: messenger RNA, 9230 nt
Organism: Podarcis lilfordi (Lilford's wall lizard)
Lineage: Eukaryota; Metazoa; Chordata; Lepidosauria; Squamata; Lacertidae
Source: the annotation of a GenBank genome assembly
AUGGGAUUCUAUAUCAGCUUGAGAAGAGGAGGGGAGAGGGCUGCCAUUGACUCUCAAAGAGGCUGUGAGUAGACAUGGGGGUGAAAUUUGAUUCAGUUUGCAUUUUAGGUGAAUUUUCCUAAUUUACACUUUCCAAAACAAAAUGCAGUUCUCCAGCCAAGUAAUGUGUACAAAAAUGCACAUCCUAAGGGAAAAUAUACAUUAAAAUGCAAACUGGUACAGAGAACUAAACAUCAGUGUGAAAAACUGAGAGAAACCCAAGCUGACAGAUUCACCUGUCCCUAGUCAAAACAUGUGAUGGCGGUAGUGAUCUCUUCUCUGCCCUUAUGAGAUUCACAUCUGCCUGUUCAUCAUUAUUAAUCUAGGCAGUGGACACACCAAAACAACCUUGGAUGCAGAUCUCAGCAUGCAGGCAAGAUGAUAUGUGUGUAGUGGUCCAACAAAUAGCUUGGGUUCAAUCCAUUUAUAAUGGUAUAAAGGUUAAAGCCAGCACUUUAAAAUGGGGCUCAGAAAUGCACCCAAAUUCAGUGCAGCUGGUAGAGCAAAGGGCCUCACCCCCAUUCCUAACUCUGGUAGACACACUCUGAACAAGCUAAAGUUUCCAAACUGUGCUUAAAGGCAGACCCAGUUAGACAACUUUAUUAAGAUUCCUUAUAUAUAUUUAUUAGUUAUUUUGUUUUGGGCUUCUUAUAAUUCAGCUGCCUUUAAUUAAGUACACUUAUUGUGAUUGUAUUACAUUUUUAUCUUUAAGCUGCCUUGGAAGAAUUUAGCUUUUAAAGACCAUAUACAAUAUUUUAAAAUAAUAAUAAUAGUACAGUGGUACCUCGGGUUACAAACACCUCGGGUUACAAACACUUCGGGUUACAGACUCUGCUAACCUGGAAGUAGUACCUCGGGUUAAGAACUUUGCCACAGGAUGAGAACAGAAAUCACGCACCAGCGGCGUGGCGGCAGUGUGAGGCCCCAUUAACUAAAGUGGUACCUCAGGUUAAGAACAGUUUCAGGUUAAGAACAGACCUCCAGAAUGAAAUAAGUUUGUAACCAGAGGUACCACUGUAGUACUAAAAAUAUGGAACCAUCAAGAAUUUCCUAAAGGUAGUCGCUCUGAGAUAGAGGCAGAGUUCUGGUGAACUUAGGGGAGAGCACAGCGACCAAUAAAAACUUUUUGUUUCUCACACUUUGUAAACACUCCAGUUGGUGCUCUUCAUGCUGCAUCAGCAACACAAAUGGAAAGGGUGGCAUUUGGCUCAAUAUUGUUACUGCAUAGAGCAGAUUGAAUAGCCUUCUUUCUUACUGAAAUGCAGCUAUUUUGAUAUAUUAGACAUCUUCUAAGGAAAUUUCAGCAUGAUAUGCAAACCAUGCCAAGUCAUUUCACCAUCAUGUGUAACAUAGUAGACUAUAAAUUUAUUUGGCUGUCUCACUGAGGCUGUAUAUUUUCCCUGACAAAAUUCUCAACUUCCAUAUGAAUAUACAAUCCUUCUUUGCAAAAUACUUUUUUGGGGGGGAGAGGGGACUAGUUAAUAUAUUUAAUACCUCAGUGCCAGACAGUAUAUUCUAAUAUGUCUCUUUAUCAAAGACCAUAGAUUUUCAAAACUGCAGGAAAAAGAUGGCUCUAUUUUGGUUUGCAUUUGAGUUUAGAUUUAAUGUAGCCUUUAAAUAAUUGCAAAGUGAGCGCGUAUUUUGAUUCUUUCCCAGCCUGCCUGAAGAAGUAUGGGUCUUUUCAGCCACCAGAGCCAUGUUGUUUGAUCACUAAUGCUGGCUGAGUGGGUUUGUUUUCUAGGAGACUAGUCCUAUCCCUUGUUGUAGAAAUAUAUUCAAUACAGGAAGCAAUUAUUCACUAAUCUUCAGCAGUAGCAAACUGAAUCCUAUGCUAAUCAAUAUAAUUCAUCCACCACUGAAUGCAUAAGCCACUGUUCUGUUGCUUCUUCCAUCACAAAAGACAUGGGUAGAAAACAGAAAGGGGAGUGGCUAAGCACACAGCUUCUUGCAAGGGGCUGGGGGGCAGGCAGAGGCAGCCUAUAUACUGCAGCUGCUAGGUUCCUGUUGGUGGCAACCAAAUCAGCCAUUAUUGUGGGUCAUGCUUCGCUCUCACCCCCAUGUUUUCUCACAAAAGCAAAAUCACUUCCCCACUGGAGUAUGUAGCAGCUAUUUAUCUCUGGGAUAAGGGCUUUGUCCAGAGGGGCAUUGUUGGGACUGGAGGAGAAACUUGACUCUCCCACCCUACGCAGGAAUGUAGGAAACAAUCUUAUACUGAGGCUGCAUACACUCUAUAGUUUUAGUGCACAUUUGAAACAUAUUUCCCCCCUCAGGGAAUUUUGGACACUGUUGUUUGUUAAAGAUUGCUGGGAAUUGUAAUGCUGUAAGGGGUAAACUACAGUACCCAGAAUUCUUUGAGGGGGGAAAUGCACUUUUAAUAUGCUUUAAAUUUAUAGUGCUUAUGCAGCCCUAGCCAGACCACUGGUCCACCUAGCUCUGGAUAGUCUAUGCUGACUGGCAGGUGGUUUCCAGGGUUAUUUGGGGGGCAGGUUCACAUGCAAGACCCUGGAGUGUAGCACAGCCCCCCCCCCCAGUUCUGUGUUAUUAAUGCCCCAGCCAGGAUGAGUGUAGACUUUGACUACAUGAAUGACACAUUUCAGUAAUUUCAGCUCUGGCGUGUGGCAUCCAGCGAACACUAGAUCCCUAAAUCAGCAGUUACUGUGCAAGAUGGUUUGAAAGCACAUGGUGCAGCCUCAAGAGCAAUCGAAACAGUGAGUUGUCAAGCACAGGGAGCUAAAAGGUAAGCUCCAACCAUUUGUCCCCAAGAGCAUCUACUUUUCUGUUACCAAAGCAGAAAUGCUCUUGAUUUAUAUUUCCUUUUCGCUCUUUUAUAUCUCUGCUGAAAUAUAAACUGCCUCUCAUUCAGCGUAUAACAAAUGAAUGUGCGUUGGCAGCAGCUUGUGACAUUCAUGUAAUAUUUCCUGGAUGCUCCCUGAUUGGAAUCUAUCACCGGUGGAACAUUGUGUGCACCCUGAAUAGCAAGUCUGUCACCUUCUUUUAAAUUCAUUGAGAAGUGGCGCUGAUAACGCCUCUCAGACCUUUCAAGGCGUAUGCAUAUUAAGCUAACCGCUCCUGCAUAUAUUUGUCUCCUGUCGUAUUCUCGCCAUCUUCUACAAGCUGAAUACAAUGUAUCGAACUCGGCAUCCAGCAAUCAUGGAGGAGGAUCCUCUCCGCCCCUGGAACUCGGUCCCAAAAACAGUACAAAAUGAGAGGGAAAGGAGGAAAAAAUAUUUAAGGAUGAGGAGAGCCUUUGACUGCUCCUGCCACUCUUUGAUGAUGGUAAUGUUAACAACAACAACAACAACAACAACAACAUCUUCAGCCUGCAAAAGUGCCCUUGCCCAAGCACUGGAACUUUCUCUACCUGAUUUUUUUCCCCUUCCCCAUCUCAUUUUGGCUCCCAAUAUCUAAGAAUUUAACCAAAAUAUUUAUCUGAUCCCAACAUUCUCAGAUAAAUAUUUUGGUUAAAUAUUGGACACUAUGCGUCCAAGCAUGCUUUUGCCAGUGGGUAAAAUCCAGCAAAAGUUAGGCACAAUCUUGGUGGAAGAAUAUAUUUUUGUUCCAUUCAAUUUCAAGGGAAGUGAAACAUGCUCAGCUGUCUCUGGGUUGCAUUCCAUGCUAAAGCUGGCCUCUUCUUUUGAUCGUCCAUUUACUUGAUGCCUUUAUUUUUAUUUGGCAUUUUUCCCAAUCCUGAAGGAUCACAGUUGGCUGUAAGAUAUGGGAUUAGAGCCAGAUAAAUCUGAGUAGAAAGGAAAGUGUACAGGUCACUUGAGAGUGGCCCAGGCAGAAGUCUUAGCCUGGCAAUAACAUUGAUGGGCAGUAGCUAAUGCUGGUGAAGAAAGAACUACAGAAACCCACAUUUCCCAGGUGUGGCUUCAUUAGGCAACUGAGGAGACCCAGUGGGUCCACUGGAAAAUUUCCAGUGGUCAUACCUAUCUUAAUUUAGCAUGCUAUCCCUGAGGCAUCAUAUCUGACUGAAUUUACAGGUGCUUCCCUUUUGAAGAAGGUCUGUACAUUUAUAUCCUACCUUUCCUUCAAGGAGCUCAAAAUGGAGUUCAUGGAGCUUCUCCUCCCCUUUUCUUUCUCACAACCGGGUAAGUGGAAAUCCAGCAACUAGCCCAAGGGCACCCAGUAAGCUUUGUGACUGAGUGGGGAUUUGAACCCUGGGCUCCCAGGCCCUAGACCAAUACUUUAACCACUACACCACACCAGAAGUGCAAUCGUGCACACAAUAUUGAGGGGGAUCAGUGUCACGUGCACAUGUGACAUCAUGUGCGUGACACGUGUCAUGCACACAUCGUCAGGAGAAGACAAAGUAUGGAGCCCAGUACCUCUGGCCCUAGGAGUUAGUGCCUAUACGCUACACUGACUCUCUUACUACACUGGCUUUUUAUGAGGUGACAGACAUUAUACCUGAGGGACCAUUUUGCUCUUUAUACCUUUUACUGCUUUAUUGCUCUUCUCUUGCCCCUGGUCGCCCUCAGUCACAACUUCUUUUUUAAACUUCUUUUCUUUCUGCAAGGAGCAAACUUAUUUCUUGCCUGCGUUGGAUUUGCCCAGAACAAUGUCACUCUUUCCCUUAGUCACGACAGCUUCAGUAGCCAAAUUCUUAUCCUGACAUAGUAAUAAAGGCUUUUGCAUGAUUUUCACAGUGUUGGAAUAGCUGCCAGGUAAAGCUAAAACAGCAACUUGAAAGUUCUGUAUGACUUUUCAAGAAUCUCUGUAAGCUUCCAUUCUGAGGCCCUCUGACCUUCUUCUUGACCUCUGCCUUGUGUGAAAUUUCUCUCUCCUAAAACCGUUCUUUCUUUGUUCUUUCAUGACUACUCUUCUGAGAGUGAAGCAAUAGCCAAGUUUUUGACAAGGCUAGUUGAUUUAAAAUAUAUAUUUUUAGGAUUAAAUAUUUUGCAUACCUAAACUUCAGUAUCAACCAUUGCAAAAUUAAAUGUUAGGUUGAAGUAGGGAUGGUGGGAAAAAUUUCAGUCCACAUUUUAAAUCAUACCAACCUAAUAAGAUGGUUCUGAACUUAUAUGUGGAUUGGAAUGCAGCUGUUGAUUGGAUCACAUACUUCUCUGAAUAUUCAUAUAGAAUAUCUUCAGAAUGGAAAUCGUAUGAUACAAGAAUGUUGCCAGCUUAACAAAAGCACCACAUCCAUGUAUAGUUUCUCUGACACAGGUUUAUUUAAUUUACAAAUGUACUGAAUUGUGUGAGGGUUGUCUGUUUUUUUUUAAGAGCUCUCAAGGCUGCAUAAAUAAUAUAUAACUUCGUAGCACAUAGAAGUGGCACCAUGGAUUUUGGAAAGUUUAUGGGAGAUGGAUUUGGCAAGGAAGAGUUAAAACAUCCAGAAUACAAAAUGUUUGCAGCAGUGGUGCUAAAAGCACUAAAGCAGUUCCUUGAUGAACUUUCCAACAGAUUCAGCUAAAAUAAAGUGAAUUUGUAUAUGGAUGCCUGUCAUUUUUGCACAAUUUCCCGCAUUGACAGAACCAUGGGCUUUGAUGUAAAUUUGGCAGCAAUCCUAAACCAUUGUUUUGCUUCAUACCAUUUUGCUUUGUGCUGUGACUCUGUACAAUAUAUAUGUAAUCCUUUUUGUUGAACCAAUGAUGGCCUCUGGAAAUACAUGCUAAGCUACCAAACUCCUUACACUGAAGACAAAUGGCAACACCUAACUGCUCUCCUCCCAAUAAUACAGUAAUCCCAAAUGUUAAUUCAAAAUAACAAGUCAAGUUUGAUCACUAAGAGCUAUUGAAUAUACUGGGUUAUGGAGAAAUCUAUUAACAUCUGAAUGAAGAUCUGGGAAUGGAAGCAGUUCUUAAUGGUCAAAUCCUACGAUGGGACUGACAGAUCUUUAAAACCAUUACACAGGAGGUACACUGAAAAUUAAAAGCUACUGGCAUUUCUCUCAUUCCAACCUGGAGCCUUUGGGCACACCCAGUUCUGGAAUCAGGAACACUAUUUUAGAACCUCUGAAUUGCGAAGAACAGUAUUGGAAAUUCCCCUUGGACAACUCUGCUGGAGCUUAUCUUCUGAAGGCGGUACAACCCUCAGCUGGCUAUGGGGUUGUCAUAGCAAAAUAUUAUUUUUAUAUUGGCAUGGCUGUAGGUCAGUGGCAGAGCAAAUCUGUUACGUAUACAAGACCCCAGAUUAGAUAUCCAGUGUGUUCAGGUAAAGGUAAAGGACCCCUGGAUGGUUAAGUCUAGUCAAAGGCGACUAUGGGGUUGCAGCGUUCAUCUUGCUUUCAGGCUGAGGGAGCCGGCAUUUAUCCACAGACAGCUUUCCGGGUCAUGUGGGUAGCAUGAAACUGCUUCUGGCACAACGGAACACCGUGACAGAAACCAGAGUGCACAGAAAUGCCGUUUACCUUCCUGCCACAGCGGUACCUAUUUAUCUACUUGCACUGGUGUGCUUUCGAAUUGCUAGGUUGGCAGAAGCUGGGACAGAGCAAGGGGAGCUCACCCUGUUGCGGGGAUUCGAACCGCAACCUUCUGAUCAGCAGCCCAAGAGGCUCAGUGGUUUAGAUCACAGGGCCACCCAUGUCCCUUGUGUUCAGGUAAAGAAUCUCAGAUAAUAGGUUUGGGAAAGCUUGUGACACACCACCAUGCCCAACAAUCCACUACUCAACUCAGGAAACAUUGUGCCUUCUACGAAUGAUCCAGUUUCACCUCUCCCCCUCUAAGUGACAAUUAAAUUUCAGCAUUUAUCAGGAUGGACUAGAAUUAUUGAGAAAGGAAUUGCUUUUCAGAUCUUUUGAUGGCACAUAUUCAUAGAACCAAGGGAUUGUAGAGUUGGAAGGGACUUUGGAAAUCACUUAGCCUAACCUGUUCAACGUAGGAAUCUUGCUCCAACAGCAACCCUGAUAGAUGGCCAUCAACCCUCUUCUUAAAUACCUCCAGUGAAAAAUGGCCCUCCAAUUCCUGAAGUGGAAUAUUGUCAUGUCAUACUAUUGGGUAGUUUCUCUUGAAACAGUUGAAGGGUACCAACUUCACGAAGGCUGGUCUAAAAUGACCUGGCUGCACUUCUGCUCAGAGGAUCUUCCAAUCCUGAAGACUGGGCGUUUUUCAGAGCACUGUUCCCCUAGAGAUUGAGCGUGUGUUGUUUCUCUGACACUCACCCUUCACUAGGCUGAUCAGCCAUCUGCUCCAAGGUUGCUUCCUCGCACAGGUGUGUGGCAGCAAAUUAAUAGGAAGGAGCCACCGGAAAUAAAGUGCCUUGCACUUUAUGAUCAGUCACCCCUCAUUAUUUAUUCCCUUUCAAGCCACUGCAAAAUGUCCACUUGGGAUCUGCAUCAAUGGGAAAGUAAUCCUUCAAUGCUACUUACUGUUUGAGAGUUCAAGCCCGAUCAUUUGUUAGGCUCCAGCCCAGGAUGCAGAGCUCCUUCACACUCUUUGAACUUGUCAAAUUGCUCCAGGAAGGGCUGCAGAACAGAAAAGGAUGAAGCUCUAUUGCUGAAUAGCUGCAGUGUGCGCCUUCCUGCGUAUAGAAUAUCUUUGCAGCACAUGUCAAGUGCUUUACCUAUGCCUGGAAGUAGGUGCCUGGUUUAUAACUGUAAGAUGCAUUUACAGGAAAGGCUGUUUAUUACCCAUUUUACAGGUCCAUCACAGACCCUGUGCAAAACUGGAAAGUCGAGUCCAUUAGCCUCAUCCAGAUUCUCAGGCACACCUGGUUUUUAGUUUUAGAGGCCAACAAAUCCAGGACAGCCCUUGAUAAUUUAAAAGACAUAAUGUUGGUUAUAUGUGAUCUCUUUUAUUGGGUUUUGUGCGUGGAGAGGUAAUGUGCCAAGUUUCUAUGUGGGAGAUCCAGCUCAUUUGUCCAUUCAGCCUCAAUGAUCCCGGUGGUGGUGGUGAUAAGAAUUCAUUUCAUAUAUGCCUCACUUCCAAUGAGGGAUCUCAAAGUGAUUUACAGCUGAAAAGCAGAUUCAUCUGACAGGGCUCCAGACACUAUGAGACAGUUCACUAGCACUAGCUACUUCAUGUUGCACUAAGGAUGUAGUUUCCCUCCACCUGGGAAAACCGCAGGGCUGGAUCAACCACAGGGCUACAAUGCCAUUUGCAUUCUUCAUUCUCGUUUGAAGAACCAAUCAGUUUUGCACCAGAUUGGGUUUUGAUGAUUGACCUCUUUCUUAGGGGUCCGAGAUGGGAUUGCCUUUGCUUAAAUAAUUGCAUAAGGGCUUUUUGUAAUCAUAUCACAGCCAAAGAUGCCUUACAAAGAUGCCCCAUUGCCACAUGGAGACAGCAGAGGGAGCUUCUACAUGGCCAGGAGCAGUCUAGUUUGAGGAGGUAAGAAAUCCCUGGGCAUUGAAUCCUUAUGCAGCAUCUUAUGGGCUGUUGCACUGGAAGUUAGCUUAGCUGCCUUACACCUCAGUGCAUUUGCACAUCUAACCUAUUCUGCCAGGUACUGGUUCUCCAGCUUCUCAGGCAGAGAGGUCUUUCACUUUAUCUUCCGCCUGGUCCUUUCAACUGGGGAUGCUAGGGAACAACUACAUGCAAAGAAGGUCCUCUAUCCCUGAGCCAUUGGCCCCUUUGGAGAAGUCCAAAGGAAUUAGGCUGCCUUUCGCUUUAGAUAAAAUGGGACCAUGCAACCAUUUUCAAUGCUAUGAUUUAACUUCAUUGUUAAACAUUACUCUUGCCGCUAGUGCUUAGAAAGUGGUACGGCAAGAACGGCAGAGCGGGUUGCAAAACCAUUCACACCCAUGUCCAGAAAGCACAGAACAAGCGGAAAACAUCUCAGAUCUGUGCUUUCUAGGCAUGGGACAAGGGGAAGGGUGGAGAAGCCAUGAAUUCAAUGGGAUUUUCUUUCUAGUAAAUGGGUUUAGGAUUGCAGGGUUGGAGAACCACAGCCUAAAUGUUGCUUAAACAAUCAUGGUGAUAGGUACUUGGGUGAUGGGUAUCAUAUUAAUCAUAUUUAGAUUUUCCACAAGUGCAAGGGAGGUGGUAAUGGUUCAGGCAAGUUAUGUGGAAUCGACAUGCAUAUAAAAAACGCUGUGAAAAUGAUAUUAUUUUUUUUAAAAAAAUGUUUUGAAAAAGACAUUGAAAUUUGCAUAGCUCAUUGUCACCAUCUAGUGUCACAUUUAUAUUUAAAACGUUUUAUUUGCAGUUGUAUAGCCGAGUCCUCAUUUUCAUUUUUUAAAAGAGAACAUAUUGGACCUGUCUGCUUCCUACAGAGCUGUGCAAUGCAAAAAGUUGAUGCCUAGGGAGCCAUAA